UGGGAAGAAGCAAGCAAAAAUGUAGAAGUAUUUAAGAUAAAUUGCUGAAAGAUUGUUUUUAACAGCCUGUUAAAUAAUCAAGGGAAAUGAAGAACAUACAGAAUGCCUGGCACACAGAUAGAAAUCUUUGAGGUUCGGAAUCCAGGGUUGUUUUAUGGCAGGGAAGUAAAUGAUGAUGUAGACUCCUCUUCUGAGAGAAUUGUAUUCCACGGACUGGAGAAGAAUCUGAAUGAGCAGUUUAAUAAUCCACAAAGCUGUGGCCUGCCAUAUCAGCCAGGAAAUAAUGAAGUGUGUAUUGGAAAAGCUCGAGAUAAGUGGUGUAGGGUGAGAGUUGAAGAAAUAUACAGAAGACAAAGAGGUCAUGAGGCCAAGUGUUUCCUUCUAGAUUUUGGAACUAUUGAAAUGAUUCCCUUCCAGUGGUUGCGUAGAGCUAAUCCGAGCCAUCUAUCCGUGCCUUACCAGGUGAAGUGUUACAGUCUGUAUGGUAUACAGGCCCAGACCAUGGCCCUACAGGAGGAUCUGUCCUGUCACAUGGAGCCUUGUGUAGCAUGGGAUGAAUCAGCAACAGAAUACAUGAGGAAGUGCCUUCAAAACACAACACAAUAUUAUGUUGAUGUGAAGAAUGCAGACGUGAACAAAGUUGAAGUGAUACUGUACAUCAAACGAAGGAAUGGAGAAGUGUGUUUUAAUGACGAGCUUGUGAGAAAUAAUUACGCUGUCAGGAAAAAUGCAGAAGAUGUCCAAAAUGUUAUUACACCACCAAACAAUACAAACAGAUCUCAACCAUUAACAAUAGAGGCUGAGUUAAACAGGCUUCAGCUGAAGAAAUCUAAAGUGAAAUCUAAAAUGACUCCUACUUCUAGUGAUAGUGAGGCUGCUUCAGUUAUCUCAGAGCCACAGACUACAAGUCCAGCUCACAGGACUGACUCCGAGUCCUCUAAAUCGGGGAGUACACUCGAGAACCCGAGACCAGGGCUAGGUCGGGGCUUCUCACUCGGCCAGACACUCAGGGAAUGGAAAGGGAAGAGUAAAACGGAGAGUUCAAAAGACACGGAGUCCUCAGUGAGAAAAGACUCAAACUCAUCAGGUAAAAUGUCAGCAGGGAGAAAUAGUGGAGGCAGUUCCAACAGUGUGUCAACUGAGCCUCAGGACUCUCACAUGUUGUCGUUUGUUCACCGGCAUCAGAAACCUAGAUCAACUACGGAACAGAAAUUUAAAAUGGCUAUAGGCCGGAAACAGGGUAGCUCUCAAUCCCUCAGUUCAGGCGAGGGUAGUGUUAUGUCUGCGCCGUCUAUAAAAUCUCUUCACACCCCAAUGAAUGGCAUGCUGGGAAGGUUGAUGAGCAGUUUAAUAGCUCAGCCUUCCACUAACCCUCGGCCGUCCGCUAACCCUCAGCCUAGUGUAUCUGACUCGGAAUUGCUCAAAUCAACACCAUCUAAUGACGUCCAUAGAUCUGUUCAUACAGAGGGAUCCUCCUCAGAAAGUGUUCAGAAAAACCUCCGGACUUUUACCCCUUCCUCCUUACAAAAAUUACAGCAAUCUGCAGAGGAACCCCCAUUUGUAAAUACCUCAUCCGAUUCUAUGAAUUGUAACAAGAAUGUCACAGUGCCAAACAGAACUGAUGCAGAAAAUCAAAACAUAGGGCCAUCAUUAUCAGGAGAAGUAGUCAAUUCACCGAGUGAAAUGUCAUCAGGUGAAAACGUUAGACAAGCAGAAACCUCAUCAACCACAAAUAUCAGAGACCAAAUAAAAGAUCUCAGGAGUGUUGAUGCCAGGGAAGAUUUAGAUCGUAGGACCGACAUGAUGAGCAAAAUGCAGGGGGACAGAAUAAUGGCAAACUUAUCUGGUGGUGCUAAACCAAUGGCUACCAGUACAUCAGCUGUAUCUAGGAAAUUCUCCGACAGUGUUCUGGUGCAUAGCGUAAAGAAAGUAACCCCUUAUCUCAACUUUGAUGACGUUCCUCUGGUCCCAGAGCUGAAGGAGAUUCUGAAGAGCUUUGAGUUUCCUGCUCCGAUGUUUAUCCAGGCCUAUGGCUGGCCGGCAAUUUUAAAGUUGAACCACGUUGUAGGAGUAUCCCCCGUUAAUACGGGGAAGACCUUCACCUACCUGUGUCCUCUCCUGAGUGAGCUUCUCCACCCUCUGUCUUAUAAAGAGCUGGCCAUCGGCAACGGGCCCCUUGCGUUAGUACUGGUGUCCUCGUGGAAGAAGGCCCAGUCUGUGUAUGAUGUCACAACCGGACUCCUGAGGGAUCACAGUCGACCCCGCCCACUGGUCAUCUACGGAGGAGGAUGUGAACACAAUCAAUACGUUCCAUUGAUGAAUGGUUGUGAGAUUUUGAUUGCCACACCUCCUUGUCUUGUCCGCAUGAUCAAUCGCAGAUACACAGAUCUCCAGCGACUCUGUCACCUGGUUGUGGAUGAUGCUGAUUUACUGCUGAGGGAAUACUCCAAGGAGGUUCAGGAAAUCAUGGAUUCGUUUGCUGAGGCCCGCAAAGAGAACAUCCAUAAGGCGGUGCCCUAUCAGAUCAUCACCAUGGGUACCCAGUGGACGCCCGCGGUCCACAGCUUCACCCAGGCGUACAUGCCAGACCCCUCCAUUAUCAUAACAUCAAGAUUUGAGGCGGCUAUUUAUGGAAAAGUCGUACAGCAUGUUGAAAUGUGCCCCAGUUCUCAGAGAUGUACCAGACUUUUAGAAGUUUUAGAUACCAUCUUAAGCAAUGGCGUGAAGGUCGUCAUAUUCACAACCACGGUCAAUGAUGUAUAUUUCCUGAUCAAGCUGCUGAAAAGUCAUUCCCUGUGCUGCCUGAAAAUCCACCACCAGAUGGAGAGCUAUGAGCUUGAAAUGGCUGUCCAUGACUGGAAGUCGGGCUCAGAGAAGGAUGGUCCUAAACUUCUAGUGUGUACAGACGAGUGUAUCAAUGAUAUAAUGAUAGACGAUGCUAACGCUGUGAUACAUUACGACAUGCCGGCGGAGUCUAAGUCCAGGUUUGGGAAUCGUCUCUUGUGUCUGAGGAAGUACUACGCUCAGUACACAGGACUGGAGGAGGAGGAGAGAGGACAGAAUGUUACACCUGUAUCUUUUAUCCUGCUGACUGAACAGAGUACGGGUCAGGCUCGCUCGGUCCGAGAUCUACUGAGACGACUCAAACUCCCUAUACCUAGGGAGCUCACAGCCCUCCUAGCUGGCAUGAAACAGCAACAAGAAGAAGACAAGGAGAAGGGUCUGUGUAGUUACCUCAAGGCUUAUGGAUCUUGUAGGUUUCAGACCAGGUGUCCCAAUCGACACAUUAUCUUACCUGAUGUAGACAAGCCCUGCUGUGACCUUUUGACCUCAGGUGAAAUCAAGAUUCGUGUCACCGACGUCGUGAAUGCCUCCUGUUACUAUGCUCGAGUGUUAGAGCAUCGAGAACGAGACGGACCAUUCUCUGACCUUUCCAGCACCGCUCUGUCCAUUACGUUUGAGAUAGAAAACUGGUUCUCUUCAGAAAGUAAUCGUGUCAGGCUUGGGAAUGUGUGUGCAGGUGAUGUGUGUGCGAUAGAAGACGACCACGCGUUCUUCAGAGUGCAGAUCCAGGAUAUCAAGGGGAGUAACUCUCCUGGCUCCAAGACCAUGCAAGCACAGGUGUUUUUUGUUGAUGAGGGUCGAGUGAAAGACGUCUCCAUGUUCAAACUUUAUGAACUCCCGCCACACUUAAAAUCAUAUCCAUUCCAGACUGUUGAAGUCUACCUGUGCAGGUUGAGGCCGAUAGACAGAGAUGAAAACUGGACCUCCAAUGCUGACCAGUAUGUCCAUGGAAUCUUAAAAGACAAAGUUCUCUAUGGCAGAAUUGUACUGAGCAUUGGAAACACCAUCUGGCUGGAUCCUUUGGUAGAGCGACAACGUCUGAGAGAAAAUAAGGGGUUCAUAAACAAGAUGUACGUCAGAUCGGAGCUCUUGAAAAAUGGAUAUGCUGUGGAAAAUGAAGAGCAUGUUGAGAACUUGUACAAACUAUGUGAAGGUCUACUACCCAUCCCUACUCUACACGACACAGGGGAUAAUAUGGAGUUAUCCGUGGAGACAGACUUGCUGCCCGAGGAUGAAGAAUUCCACACCGUCUAUGUGUCUGCCUGUGAAGAUCCUGGUCUCUUCUUUAUACAGCGAUGUCAGUUUGUCAAACAAAUGGAUGCCAUGAUAGAUGCUAUCAAUGACAGACUACAAAGGUCAGAGGUGACAGCGAUGAAGGUCACAUCCUGUCAGGUGGGGACAAUCUGUCUGGGAAAAUACACCCAGGACGACACCUGGUAUCGUGUCAGAAUUGUCGAGUGUGUAGAUAACGGAGACUAUAAGGUGAUGUUUUGUGAUCAGGGGGAUUAUGAAGUCCUGCCCAUCAGCCGACUUCAUCCAUUUCCUCAAGAAUAUUCUGAGAUCCCUAUGUUGGCUAUUGAGUGUGAACUGGCUCAUGUUCAACCCAGAGGUGAGAGCUGGGAUGACAGCGUUGGUGAUGCAUUGUGGGAUAUGACUCAUACUGUGGCAGGAGGCAAUAAAAAGUUGAUGGCCAAGGUGAUAGGGAUGAAGGAUUCUUUAUUUACCGGUGUACACAGGUAUAUUGUGGAAUUGUGGGAUACGUACACAGCCAACGACAUCAAUCUGGCCCAGGAACUAGUCUGGUCAGGGCUGGCAUCUCCCAAGGAGGGAUCCAACCUUCAGGAGAUGUUCCAGAAGCCUCCGAUGAUAAAUUUCCAGGUUUACAGGAAUCCUGUACAGAUGGUGAUGGAUCUGUGUGCCUGUCUGUACUGGAGAAAGGAUCAGAAACGAAAAAUUCCCCCAGCUCUGGAAAUUUUUGAUAUUGUAACCAAGGCAGUUAAUCGUAGUCCUUUGGAUCUUGUGGGUUAUCGAGGGUUAGCUGCCAUCAUUAAGUUGAUUGGUCGACUGACAGAUGACACCGCCCACAAAUGUCUGCUAGAAAGUCUCCUGAUAGCUGCAGAAAACAAUGACAGACUUGCAGAAGAAAUCAUCAACCAAGAUGGAGACCACAGUGUUAUCCAGUGUUUAGAUCAGAAAAGCCGUCCAAAAAUCCAAACUCAGGCUCUAGAGGCCAUACACAGACUAAUCAACUGUAAUAACAGGUUUGUGAAGGCCUUCAGUGAUGCCUCGGUCCUUGAGUGCCUGUGUGAGAUUCUGGAGGUGACAGAGGAACCAGAGAUUCUUUAUGGAACAGGGCGAGCUUUGAAUAUAAUCUGUAAUCAGUCAAAAAGUAUGAGCCAAAAACGGGAAAGCCGUGUACGUCUUCCUGGACUUCUAGAUUCAGUCAACAGCUAUAAAACACAAUCAUGUUCACAACUUCCUGUUACUGCGAAAAAGUGUGCCUCAGAUAUUGUGUACCAUUUUAAGGUCUGUGACUUAAUCACAGAGUCACUCAAACGCACAGAUGACCUACAGGCAUGCCAGGCACUGCUGCAGUUUCUGGUUACUCUAGUCAAUAAAAACGGAAAACGAGAACCUCUGCACAAUGAAAAACUUGCCAAGGUGGUCAUUUCCAAAAUGAGUUCAUUCUUGGAUGAUAUGUGUAUCUCCUGUGGAGUAGCCUACUGUGAGAAUCUAUGCAAGGAAAACCGAAAAAAGAAAACUUUUCUUCUGGAGCAAGGAGUGGUGAUCAUUCUAAAGAAAGCUAUUAAACAACAGAAGCUUGGCACUGAAACGUACAGGAAAUGUGAGAGAUUCCUCAACAGUCUCGUGAUCCAGGUCCCAACGUCUAGCUCUAUCAACAGUAAACCAAUCCACCUACAGCGGUCUGCUUACCCCCAACAAAAGUUGGUUCCCAUUAUAACUUGGGCCCAGAACAAGCGUAAUGUGAUCCUAGCGGUGCGAGUCGCCCUGGCAGGGGAUGCUCCGGUCAAAGUCAACCAAAACAGCUUCUUCUUCAGGACGGUUGUGGAUGAUACACUGUAUGAAGCUAAGUAUGAGCUGUUUGGUAGAAUUCAGCCGGAUGCCUGUCAUGUGUCAGUCAAACGUUCAGAAGUCCUCGUCAAACUGAGGAAGGAGGAGUCAGGAAGCUGGCCUCGCCUACUGAAAGUCAAAACAAAGUUCCCCAACAUCAGCCUUGACUAUGAUAAGUUUGCCUGUAGUUCCUCUGAGGAAGACGUCUCUGAUGACAACAAUCCGUUUGUUCUGAAGAAACGGAAGGUAAAGAAAUUUCCCAAAGACCUGAAGAGGCCUACUAAAGGUUUGACUGUGGGAGAGGUGUAUCAGGAGAGUGAGGAGGAGGACAGCGAAGAUGAGGAGGGAGAUGACAGCGGGGAGAGGACCCUAGGACUAGCUGAUGACAUUGACCCUUACGACAUGUUCGGAAACAUGUCCUGAUGACCACAACUCGUGUUGUGUGUUCAGUCAUCAGUGUUGAUGUGACCAGCAGUACAGCCUUGGACAACCUGCAGAUCCUAGGAUGAAGGAAGGCUGAUAGGAUCAAAGGAAGGAUCAUGGAGGAUCUCUACUCCUACUAAAAAUUGUGUUCAUGACUCGCAGAGACUGCCUUUCUGGUGCUGAAAUCAUGUGAUUUAUUUUACUCACUCCAGCUUUGUAGGUCAUGUAGGUCACUUAAACUUGGAACAUAAGAAUUACAAUAGAGAGACUAGAGUUAUAUUUUUUAUAAGAAUAUUUUUUAUGAAUCAUGUUUUUCAUCUUUUCCAUUAUUAAGGGCAGGUAGCCUUUUUAGUAAAACAAACUUCAUAACAAACCAAACAUAUCCAUUUGUUAAUCUACUACUUUAUUGUUUGCUUGUUAAUUUCAGUUAAUAUGUAUUCCUGUAAAUAUGUUUAAAUAGAUCAGAAGUUUAAAGCAUUUUUGAAUGAAAGUUUCUUUUAAAGAAGGUAAAACAUUUUUUCUCUGUUUUUAUUAUCCUUAUCACAUUAUAUCAGUUAAACAAUAUACUACUCCAAGUCUAUAUAAUUCUCUUUAAUAUAGAGGAUGUAUAUAUACCAGUAGAUAAAGAUUUUAGUUUAGGACUCAGUCCAUAAAGAUAAAUUUUAGUUCAUCACAUGUCUACACCAUUUUUAAAGAAAAAAAUAAGCUUUCUGAGAGUAUAGCAUAAGCAUUUCUAGUUCCCUACCUGCAAGUGUAAUCUGGUUCCCAUUAAAAAUUGAAAAAUGCACAGCGGUAAUUUUGUCAAAAAUCAAAGAAGCAGAACAAAAUGUGAGCUUGAUCUAUAACUCAUCAAGGUAAACUCGCAUACCAAAAUCAGCUCAGUAUCUAAUUGCGCUUAGAAAAGAAAUUGCAGAAAACUAAUUGGGACAGACUGAGAAAAGUCCAAUCCACACUUUGCAAGAGUUAUGUUCCUUUGCUGUGUCAACCAAAAGAGAAAGCAAUGGCAUUUCUCCUCUAAAUGCUUCCAAACGUUUGGGUUGCUCUGAUAAAUCCACUGUGUUUUAUUUUUGUUCUUUUGAUAUAUGGGUAUCCCCAUCUUGGAGGCAAUCAUUAUACAAGAUGCAAAGAAUUUUGAUUAGUUAGAUGACAAAGUUACAAACCAGAAAACUAUAAAGGCUAUUGUGAGGAUUCUUUGGGUUUUUCCCCAAAAUUGGUGGCCAAGGGACAUAAUUUUAGAACAACAUGGAUUCAACUAUUGUCUCCUCUGGUUUCUGAUGGGGACUAAAAAGGGCCCCUAACGGCAAGUGUAAUCUUGUUUUCAUGAAAUUUAAAAAUGCUAUUAUCACAUCUUAAUGCAAAUGAUUUACAAUUCAUUAAGAUAGAAUAACAUGUCGAUGAUCAGCCCAAUAUUUGCAUGUUUUUAGUGGAAAAAUGUGGAAAUCCAAGUGAACAAUAGGUGUUUGUAAAACACUCAUGCCCCCCUCCCCCCCCAAAUUGUAAUUUUUCCAAAGUCCAAAAGGACAUAACUCUGUCAAAAAUGGCAUGAUUGUACCCAAAACAGAACUUGACCAAGAUAUUUAUCUUAUAAGUCUGUAUAUUAAAUUUCAUUUCAGUAUGUGCAACCUCUGCAAAGAAAAUGAAAGGAAACUGCAAAUAAUUGGAAUUUUUUCUAAGUCAAAGGGGCAUAACUCUGUCAAAAAUGGUGUCAUCAUACCCAAAACAGAACUUGCCUAGAUAUUCAUGUGAUAUACCUGUAUACGAAAUUUUAUUUCAGUAUGUACAACAGUUGCGAAGAUAAUGAAUGGAAACUAAGUGGACCGACAGCCAGCAGCAAAGCAAUAUGCCCUCCCCUCUUCGAAGGGGGGCAUAAAAAUUUAGUUCCCAUUAAAGUGGAUCAAAAUCCAUUGAAGCAAAACAAAAUUCAAACUUUAUAUGUAAUUCAUCUAGGUACACUCACAUGCCAUAAAGCAAUUAUAACAUAAACAAAUCAGGAAAUCCCAGUGGGACAGACAGGGAGAACACCUGAGUCCCCUCCUCUUCUACUGGUAGGGGUCUUAUUAACAGUAGGGGUACUGGUACUGGUAGGGGUCUAAUUAACAGUAGGGGUACUGGUACUGGUUCUAAUUAACAGCAAAACUUUAUUAUUGGAUUUUAAAAUUACUGUAGAGAAAGAGAUCUUAUAUCACUUGCUGUUAUUUAAAAAAAAAUAAAAUGGACUGUCUUUUUCAUCAUUCAUAGGUAUAGUACAAUUAGACUACACCCUCUGAGUAAGAAUCGUGUAAAAUAUUAAAGAGAAAUACCAGUAAAGGAGUGUAUUGGGAAAAAAGUACAUCCAAGUCAUGGAAUAUUGUACCUGUUUUUAGUUGAUAUUCAGCGUUUUAGUUGUAUAUAUUUCCUCCAAGUACAGGAUUGUUUGUAUUUACAUAAAUAUUAAAACCAUGUUAACAGUUGAA
Saccostrea cuccullata (small rock oyster) is the source of this 8792-nucleotide messenger RNA. RefSeq lists its product as uncharacterized. Gene Ontology annotation, molecular function: ATP binding; nucleic acid binding; metal ion binding. The record is from RefSeq and is a predicted model, not a curated record. Gene Ontology annotation, biological process: germ-line stem cell division. NCBI's taxonomy places the organism in Eukaryota, Metazoa, Mollusca, Bivalvia, Ostreida, Ostreidae. The transcript has 52 exons. The coding region runs from base 103 to 6339 and encodes 2078 amino acids.